AAAGAAACAAAAGGUUGAUAAUCGAUCAGUGGUCGUGCUCCAUAUCUAAGCUUCCCCCACCGCCACAUCCACCGCAGCCGCCAUGUCUAUGAUCUUUGACGAAUAUGGAAGACCCUAUAUCAUCCUGCGGGACCAGGAGACUACAGAGCGCAUCAAGGGUAUUGAAGCGAUCAAGAGCAACAUCCUAGCCGCGCGCACCGUGUCCAGCUUGUUGCGCACGUCCCUUGGCCCCAAGGGAAUGGACAAGAUGCUCGUGAGCCAAGACGGUGACGUGACGAUCUCGAACGACGGCGCGACGAUCCUCGAACAAAUGCACGUGGAGCACCGCGUGGCACAUCUUUUGGUGGAACUGUCGCAGUCCCAAGACAACGAAAUCGGCGACGGCACCACCGGCGUGGUGGUCCUUGCCGGCGCGCUCCUCGAGCAAGCCGAGAAGCUGCUCGCUCGCGGGUUGCACCCCAUGCGCAUCGCCGACGGGUUCGAAGAAGCGUGCUCAGUCGCCGUCAAGAAUUUGGAAGCCGUGAGCGACCGGAUUGAGUUCUCCAAGGACAACACGGCGCCCCUUAUCGAGACGGCGAUGACGACGUUGUCGAGCAAGAUCAUCAACAAAUACAAGCGCCAGAUGGCCGACAUCGCCGUGAGCGCCGUGACCAAAGUGUGCAACUGGGAGACGCGCGACGUCAACUUUGACCUGAUCAAGGUCGAAGGCAAACCCGGCGGGACCUUGGAAGAGACCAAGUUGAUCCACGGGAUUGUGAUCGAUAAGGACUUUUCCCAUCCCCAAAUGGCCAAGGAGAUCCGAGACGCCAAGCUGUGCAUCCUCACGUGUGCGUUCGAACCCCCGAAACCCAAGACCAAGCACAAGCUUGACAUCACGUCGGUCGAAGCGUACGAAAGCCUGUACGCGCAAGAACAAGAGUACUUUCACACGAUGAUCCAGCAAGUCAAGGACAGCGGGGCGAACGUGGUCAUCUGCCAAUGGGGGUUUGACGACGAAGCCAACCACCUGCUGCUGCAGAACCACCUCCCGGCCGUGCGAUGGGUGGGCGGCGUCGAGCUGGAGCUCAUUGCGAUCGCCACGGGAGGCCGUAUCGUGCCGCGCUUCUCCGAGCUCACCGCCGACAAGCUCGGCCACGCCGGCGUCGUCCGCGAGGUCGCGUUUGGCACGACCAAGGAACGCAUGCUGGUCAUCGAGGACUGCGCCAAGUCGGACGCGAUCACGGUGCUCGUGCGCGGCGGCAACAAGAUGAUCGUCGAGGAAGCCAAGCGGGCGCUGCAUGACGCCAUGUGUGUCACGCGCAACCUGAUCAAGAACAACCGCGUCGUGUAUGGCGGCGGCAGUGCCGAAAUCUCGUGCGCGAUUGCCAUCCGCAACCACGCCAACCAAACCACGGGCAUCGAACAGUAUGCGAUCCGUUCGUUUGCUGAAGCGUUGGAGGACAUUCCGAUGGCGCUGGCCGAAAAUGCCGGCUUGAGCCCCAUCGACUCGCUGUCGGCCGUCCGCGCGCAGCAGAUUGCCGACAACAACCCCCGCCUCGGCAUUGAUUGCAACCAAACGGGCACGUUUGACAUGAAGGAACAGCACGUGUUUGAGACGCUGAUUGGCAAGCAACAGCAAAUUCAGCUGGCGACGCAAGUCGUGCGCAUGAUCUUGAAAAUCGACGACGUCAUGCUGGAAGGAUCGUACGCGUAGAGAACGAGGGUGCUAGGUGUGUAGGUAACAACAACAAACAAAAGAACAAGACAUUGGGGUUGGUAGUAGAAACGUUAGUCGUGUUUUGCAAGUUCAAUACAUGUAGUUAGAGUAGUA
Molecule: messenger RNA, 1810 nt
Organism: Aphanomyces astaci
Lineage: Eukaryota; Oomycota; Saprolegniomycetes; Saprolegniales; Verrucalvaceae
Product: T-complex protein 1, epsilon subunit
Exons: 6
Coding region: 83-1693 (536 amino acids)
Biological process (GO): protein folding
Cellular component (GO): chaperonin-containing T-complex
Molecular function (GO): ATP hydrolysis activity; ATP binding; ATP-dependent protein folding chaperone
Source: RefSeq, a predicted model, not a curated record